Tremella mesenterica DSM 1558 is the source of this 2238-nucleotide messenger RNA. RefSeq lists its product as uncharacterized. Bases 1 to 2238 code for a protein of 745 amino acids. NCBI's taxonomy places the organism in Eukaryota, Fungi, Basidiomycota, Tremellomycetes, Tremellales, Tremellaceae. Gene Ontology annotation, cellular component: cytosol. The transcript has 9 exons. Gene Ontology annotation, biological process: ribosomal subunit export from nucleus. Gene Ontology annotation, molecular function: GTP binding; GTPase activity. The record is from RefSeq and is a predicted model, not a curated record.
AUGCCUACUAAACGCACCAAGGCAUCCUCUUCAGGGUUGGGAAAGGCCAUUAUCAAUCGUCGAGCAAAGGAAGCACAUACCAAGCCUGACACUACCCAACUGUACACACUCGACGAAUCAAAUCCAUUACAGUCGAUCACUCAAGAACGAGACUUAGACGAGUUCUUAGCCAAUGCAGCAUUGGCCGAUGCGGAUUUUACGACAGAACGUUCAAAAUUACGAAUAGUCAGUACUCCAGGUCAAACAGCUAAAAACCCCUUUCUUCUCAGUAAGGAAGAAGAACAUGAAGUGGAACGUAAGAAAUCUGAUCUCCGACAUGAUCUCCGUGUGCCUAGGCGACCUCCAUGGACGAGAAGAACGACCAGACAAGAGCUAGAGAGACAAGAACGGGACUCCUUUCUCGAUUGGCGACGUGAUCUAGCACACUUGGCAGAAGGUAGUAAUUUGCUUUUGACACCUUUUGAGAGAAAUCUUCAAUUAUGGAGACAACUCUGGCGUGUAUUGGAACGUUCUCACCUCAUCGUCCAAAUUGUAGACGCUCGAAAUCCUCUGGGGUUCAGAUGUGUUGAUUUGGAGAGUUACGUGAAGGAAAUAGGUGAUGAUGGUGAAGACGCUGCUGUGCCUGGAAAAGGAAAAAGAACCAGUUUGUUAUUGGUCAACAAAGCUGAUUUGCUUACUUUGGAUCAGAGAGAGGCUUGGGCGACUUAUUUUGAGAAGGAAGGAAUAAGAUACGCCUUCUUCUCUGCUUCCAAUGCUGCUGCCGCACAAGAACAAGCCGAUAAAAUACGGGCUAGAGAGGAGAUGGAUGAAUCGACCGAGGGUGAGAUUGAGGAGGAAGAUGAGGAGGAGGGAGAAGGCGAGGAAUGGCAAGAUACUUCGAAAUUUGAAGAAGGGUCGGACGUAGAGGCUGACACAGAGUUGCCUUCGGCUAUGGAGAACGCUUCCUUGGACGAAGAAGAGGAGGAGGAGGAGGACUGGGCGACAGAGGAUGAAGAUGAUCUUGAAGAUGACAAUCCUGUCGAGAAGAGGUUGUCAAAUGGCGAACAUGUACCUCUGGCUGAGGUAGCCAAGGAAGUCAAGGCCAAGGCUGAAGAGGUGGAGACUUCACGAACCAGAGUUCUAUCCGUGACGGAAUUAGAGGAUCUCUUCCAAAGUGCUGCACCACCACUUUCCGACUUUGCCACAUCCCGCGAUCCCACUCCCCAGACUUUGAUGGUGGGUUUAGUAGGAUACCCCAACGUGGGAAAAUCAUCCACUAUCAACGCUUUACUAGGAGCGAAAAAAGUUUCCGUCUCUUCCACUCCGGGCAAAACUAAACAUUUCCAAACUCUUCUCCUCACAUCUCAUAUUACACUGUGUGACUGUCCAGGUCUCGUGUUCCCUCAAUUCGCAAAUACUCAAGCGGACAUGAUCGUCGAUGGGAUAUUACCUAUCGAUCAGAUGAGGGAAUAUUCCGCUCCCACGGAUUUGGUCUGUCGUCGGAUCCCUCAGGAGAUUCUGGAAGGGACUUAUGGAAUAAGGAUUGAUGUGAAGGGUGUUGAUGAGGGUGGCAGUGGACAUGUGGGAUGGGAAGAACUUUUGUCAACUUAUGCUAUUGCAAGAGGUAUGACUCGAGCUUCUUUCGGUAUGCCCGAUACUUCUCGUGCUGCCCGUGUUAUCCUCAAAGAUUAUGUCAACGCCAAAGUUCUUUACGCUCAUCCUCCUCCCGGUAUAGAGUCAGAUGACUUUAUGCGUAUAUCUCGUCAACAGACUUUGACCAAUUUAAACAAAGGAUUUGAAGAAGGUCGUAAACGUGCUCCUGUGACUCAUGUCUCCAAAAACGCAGAUACUUUCAUCCCCUCUUCUUCUUCCCUCUCUCUCGACACAAUUCCCACACUUACCGUCGGAACCUCAAAUGAUGGCGUAGGAUCAUCUCAAAGACAAUAUACUUCCCAACAAAUCCGAGCUAAUGCAGCUUCCGCACCUAUGCGUCCUGGAAGAGAGAAAGCUCAAGCGUUGGACGGUGUAUUCUUCAAUGAAGCAGGUCCAUCACCAAGAGCUGUGAUGGUAGGUCAUCAGCAAGAAAAAGGUGGGCAGGGUUAUGUUAGAAAUACUAUGUAUCCACAUCAACGAAUGUUAGGACCGGAUGGAAUGCCUUUGGUUCAAUCGGGAUCAAGUGGGAUGAGUGGGGGUAAGAUGGAUAAGAAACAUUUUAAAGGAAGAGAAGGGAAAAAGAGGUCUGGAAGGGGAUAUGAUUGA